GAUGUAUGUCACAGUGCGCACACUCAGUAAAACGCAAUAGUAUAAUUUAAACCACAAUGAACAAAAUUUGGCAUCUUUUUCUUAUGGCUAGAAUUAAUCAUAACAAUUAUAUCCCUUCAAAAUGGAGAAAGCUGUACUUGAUAGAGUGUGGUGUCCAUAAUUUGAAAAGGGUAUAAUUUAAUGCCACACCGUACCGGCAGGUUAUUUAUUCAAGAUGGCUGCCCCUACGUUGUAGAAAGUAGCGAAACACUUUCGUCCGUAGGGUACGAUGAUGUAUCGUCUAUUGAACAUGUUUUGCACUUAGUCCAGUUGAAAUUACCAUGAACAGAAAUAUUUGAAUAAUAGAGAAGUUAUGUUUUGUUUUUAAGCCUGUAUGAACGAAACGUAAGUCUAUUCAUCAGACAACUCGUGAAGGCAAGUUUGAAGCUGUCCUGUCGAGGGCUUGGCUACGCUGCUACACCGUAAGCCUACGCGCACACGUAGGGCCCACUAACUUUCGACUGCUGCUGGUGCUAGUGCUUGACAGGACGUUUCGCGCUAUCAAAAUGGCUGAGCAAAGGUUAGAUGCUUCCAAAUUGCCGGUUCAUAUACGAGAGAAGUUGUCUGAAUUGGAGCAGGAACUAAAGGAAGGUGACAUCACUCACAAAGGUUACGAGAAAAAGAAACAUAAGCUCAUUGAGCCCUUCAUGCAUCAAUUGGAAGUUUCAGAGCAGGCAAGUGCUGCAGCUGCUGCUAAACGCAGUGGCAAAAGCCGCAGAUACGAACAUCAUGAACCAGAGAAUAGAUAUCGCUCAGAUGUUCGAGAGGAGGCCGUCAAGGUGGCCUUGGCAAAGCAUCGCGAGCGAGAAAUGCCCCUCCCUAUGCCGUCGAAACGUCAGUCUUUCCACACCAGUGCAGUCCCUAUUGAAACUCCACCAGAUUCCGACACAGAUGACGAUUCUCGUUCCUCGACCUCAUCGCUCAAUCGCCUGGGAGACCGGAAAAGUGGCAGUCGUCCAUCGUCGGCAGGGAGCUUCCGCCUGCCGGGCAUGGAGCCGGGCUUCAGCGAACUGGUGAAUCGGCAGGCGGCCAAUGGCCACCUCGGUAGGGGCGGGGCCAGGAGAUUAGAUGUGGCCAGCAGCAUGGCAAGUUCUCCUAUGCCGGUAGCCCAGCCCCCUCCCGACGUCACAACUAGCUCAGGGUACAUCGCUGCAAGACAAUUGGACGAUGAUGAAGAGGAGGACGAGCACGAUGGCGCAUCCUACAGGGCUCUGCCCAACAGCAAAGUGUCCGCCAAGAUCCAGCAACUGUUGAACACCCUGAAGAGACCCAAGCGGAAACCUCUGCAAGAGUUCUUCCAGGAAGACGACGAUGAGUUAGAAGUGACAGAAAUGGACCCGAAUGCUCCCAAACCGGAAGGAAACACAAUCACCCCAGCCAUUGGAGAACAACUCAGUAUACCAACAGGCUUGCCAAGGAAUCUGGAGUCUGCCUUGCAGCGCUAUGGCACCGCUCACCAGAAGGCCACCGUGGUCACAUCACUGGAUGCCAAUGGUAAAGUCAACUGCACUCUUACAUAUGGCAAGCUGCUGACAAGGGCCAACAAACUUGCUUUUUACUUGCUGCACAAAAUCGGCAGCAAAGGAGAGCCACAACUCAAGCCUGGAGACAGGGUUGCCCUUGUGUUUCCAAAUUCGGACCCGGCUGGUUUCAUUACGGCCAUGUACGGAUGCCUCAUUGCAGGCGUGGUACCCGUUGCCAUUGAUGUACCGUUGUCUCGAAAGGAUGCUGGCAGCCAGCAGAUAGGCUUUCUCCUGGGGAGCCUUGGCGUGACUGUUGCCUUGACCUCCACCAUCUGCCUGAAGGAGCUGCCCAAGACACAGCAAGGGGAGAUCAUCAGGUUCCGAGGAUGGCCUAAGAUGAACUGGCAAGUCAUAGAUCACCUGAGCAAACCCGCCAAGGAUUGGCAGGUGCCCCCACGCAUGGCGGAUGACGCACCUGCUUACAUUGAGUACACCAGUGACAAAGAUGGCAGCGUCAUGGGAGUCACUGUGACAAGGAAGGCUAUGCUGUACCAUUGUCGCACACUGACCGUGGCGUGCAACUUCUCUGAAUCUGAAACAAUGGUCAACGUGCUGGACUUCAAGAGAGACGUGGGUCUCUGGCAUAGCAUACUAGCUAGUGUGUUCAAUGGAAUGCACGUCAUCUUUGUGCCGUACUCUCUGAUGAAAGUGAAUCCCGCGUCCUGGAUGCACAUGGUCACAAAAUACAAAGCCUCUCUGGCCGUGGUCAAGUCUCGGGAUAUGCACUGGGGCUUGAUGGCCCAGAAGGAGCACAAGGACAUCAAUCUAAGCAACCUGCGCAUGCUGCUUGUGGCUGAUGGGGCUAACCCAUGGUCCCUGUCCUCCUGCGAUGCAUUCCUGAGUACCUUCCAGAGUCGGGGCCUGAAACCUGAGGUCAUGUGCCCCUGUGCCUGCGCCCCAGAAGCACUGACCGUGUCCCUGCGAAGGCCGGGCAAGACCGGGAGCACGGCCUCAGGUCGUGGUGUGCUGUCGAUGGCGGGACUGAGCUAUGGCGUCGUUCGGGUUGACACCGACGACAAGUUGACCUCACUGACUCUGCAAGAUGUUGGAGUUGUCAUGCCAGGAUCUGCCAUGGUUGUGGUCAAGGUGGAUGGGCCACCAGUGCUGUGCAAGACAGAUGAGAUCGGGGAGCUGUGCGUUGCCUCGGAAGCCGUCGGAACCUCCUACUGGGGGCUGAGGGGAAAGACUAACACAACAUUCAAUGUCAUUCCACUCGGGGAUGAUGGGAGUGAAGUCAGCAGUGAGCGUUUUGUCAGAACUGGUCUGCUGGGCUUCCUAGGACCUGGCGGUUUGGUGUUCGUGUGUGGCAAGGUGGACGGACUGAUGGUGUGCGGAGGAAGGAGACACAACACAGAUGACAUCAUCGCCACCGUCCUGGCCGUGGAGCCCAUGAAGUUCAUCUUCAGGGGGAGGAUUGCUGUAUUCUCCAUCAAGGUUUUGAGAGACGAACGAGUGAUCAUCAUAGCUGAACAGAGACCAGAGGCCACCGAAGAAGAGUGUUUCCAGUGGAUGAGUCGUGUCCUGCAAGCCAUAGACAGCAUUCACCAGGUUGGCGUGUACUGCUUGGCGCUGGUCCCUCCCAACUCACUCCCAAAGACCCCACUUGGAGGGAUUCACCUUUCUGACACAAAGCACCGAUUUCUAGAAGGGUCUCUCCACCCUACCAACGUCUUGAUGUGUCCCCACACUUGUGUGACCAAUCUACCCAAGCCCCGGACCAAGCCGGGUGACAUCGGCCCGGCCUCGGUCAUGAUGGGCAACCUGGUGGCCGGGUCCCGCAUAGCCGGAGCAUCGGGUCGUGACAUUGGAACACUGGAUGACGAGAAUGAUGCUGCUAAGAAGUAUCAGUUCUUGUCUGAGGUGUUGAAAUGGCGUGCCCAAAGUACCCCUGACCACGUACUCUUCACUCUUCUCAACAAUAAGGGUGCAGUAUCGCUGGCCCUGACCUGCAGCCAGCUCCACAAGAAAGCCGAGAAGAUUGGAGCUCUGCUCCAGGAGAAGGGACGCAUCAACACGGGUGACCACGUGGCCUUAAUCUUCCCCCCUGGCGUGGACCUCAUUGCUGCCUUUUACGGCUGUCUCUACAUUGGUGCUGUUCCCGUGACUGUGCGGCCCCCUCACCCCCAGAACCUUGUGACGACUCUGCCCACGGUGCGCAUGAUUGUGGAAGUCAGCAAGUCCAUUGCAGUGUUGUCCACAGCCGCUAUCAUCAAACUCCUGAAGUCAAAGGAGGCAAUGGGCACAGUUGAUGUCAAGACCUGGCCCCAGCUUCUAGACAUGGAUGACCUGCCCAAGAAGAAACUGGGCGGUACGUACAGGGCUCCCACCGCCGAGAUGAUGUGUUACCUUGACUUUAGUGUGUCGACCACAGGGAUGCUGGCUGGUGUCAAGAUGUCCCACGCCUCAGCCAGUGCAGUGUGCCGCUCCCAGAAGCUUGCCUGCGAGCUCUACCCAUCCAGGGUAGUCUGCCUGUGUCUGGACCCUUACAGUGGCCUGGGCUUUGUCCUUUGGGUACUCACUAGUGUGUAUUCGGGACAUCAGUCAAUCCUAAUUCCACCUGCUGAGAUAGAAACGAACCCUUCUCUUUGGUUGAGUGCACUCAGUCAGCAUAAGGUGAGGGACACGUUCUGCUCCUACUCGGUUCUGGAGCUUUGCACCAAAGGAUUGGGCCAAUCUACCGGAGCGCUCAAGGCCAAAGGGAUCAACCUGUCAGCCGUGCGGACCUGCGUCAUUGUGGCCGAGGAGAGGCCUAGGAUUGCGCUGACCAACUCCUUCUCCAAGCUGUUCCGCAGCCUGGGGCUCUCUGCCCGAGCUGUCAGCACCUCAUUCGGCUGCCGAGUCAAUGUUGCCAUUGGACUUCAGGGAGCCUCAAGUCCAGACCCAACCCAGGUGUACUGUGACACGAGGGCACUACGUAACGAUAGAGUGACCAUCGUUGAGAAGGGGAGUCCGCAGAGUGUGUGCCUUAUGGAAUCUGGCAAGAUUUUACCGGGGGUGAAGGUUGUGAUUGCCCACCCAGAAACCAUGGGGCAGUGCGCUGACUCUCAUCUGGGAGAGAUCUGGGUCAACAGUCCACACAACUCCUGCGGCUACUACACCAUUUACGGUGAUGACUCACUACGCAAUGACCACUUCAACGCCAGACUGAUGACUGGAGACACACAAACGAUGUACGCCAGGACAGGCUACCUGGGCUUCAUCAAGAGGACUGACCUGACUCAGGCCGACGGAGAUCGGCACGAUGCUCUGUUUGUGGUUGGUUCCCUGGACGAGACACUGAUGAUGCGUGGUAUGAGGUACCAUCCAAUUGACAUUGAGAACACAGUCCUCCGAUGCCACAAGAAUGUCUGCGAAUGCGCCGUCUUCACCUGGACCAACCUGCUGGUGGUGGUGGUGGAGCUGGACGGCAAGGAGUCGGAGGCCCUGGACCUGGUGCCCCUGGUCACCAAUGCCGUACUGGAGGAGCACUACCUGAUCGUGGGCGUGGUAGUGAUGGUGGACCCAGGCAUCAUCCCCAUCAACUCCCGGGGGGAGAAGCAGCGCAUGCACCUGCGUGACGGCUUCCUGGCUGACCAGCUGGACCCCAUCUACGUAGCCUACAACAUGUAAAUGCAGCUGCACCCCAACAGAACGGUCAGUCCCAAGAUCCCCAAGCCACCAUCGAUCUUCUUCCAAGUCAGUAGUGCAAAGAACGAGUCUGCACAGUAGACAGUAGAGUUUUCCAAACCUAUCCCUUUUAGGUCUUUCAGAAUGCACCAUUAGAUUUCAGGAUAGAGGAAGGCAGAGACCAGCUACUGUAUGCUAAGCUCAAAGUCUUUUGAAAGUUUAAGUGAAGCCUGUGCUGUUGGGCUCCUUAUCAAAGGUGUUUUUUAAGUAUUUGGAUCGAGUUACAAGCAGAUAUUCUGGGAAGUUGGUGCUAAAGUGAAGUGCUUAAUCAACAGACACCCCUGAGCCUAAUGGACUCGACCACAUCUGCAAGCCACACCUGCAGAGAAAUUCGAACAAAAUGUUGACAGCAGUUUUACACCAACCUCAUUUUUUGCAUUUGUAUUCCUUUUCAUGCAAGGCCAAGGAAGAUGAACUGGUGCAGUCAAUCCUCAUUUACACCCUGACUGUGGACACAAAGUAUUAGCGGUUUUAAGCCAGUGGAUUUUGGAUGUUCACACACAUGUGGAGAAGGUGCACGUAGACCCAAACGUACAUUUUCGCGUAAUUUCAGACAUGCAUGCAGCAUGCAUACCCCCAUUCUUCAUUGUGUGCAAGGUGACUUCAAGAGUGCGUGUUCAUGACAGAAGCACUCUCAGGAUCGUAAACUGACAGCCAGUUUGUUAAUGGGGCCGCAUCAAUGAGUCUUCUUACGCAAACGUCUCAUAAAGAUUUUCAGUGUGUGCCAGAUGGCGUAGUAUAGUGCAGGUAGAGAUUUGAAGACAAGUGGACCAGGAAUUUGUCAAUAUUUUCCCAUCUAUUUCUGACCCCUGAAAUACAGUGAGUUGAUGCCUGAACCAUGUACACAUCGACAUUUGUGUGAUAAUUGUCUCUCAAGUCUUUCUUGCAUUAGAUGUGGUACGAUAAUUCCUUUUAUCCGAAUGCUCUAUUAAUUACAACUGUUCCCAGUUAGCGUAUAAUGUCUUAACUUUAGGCACUUUGCUUCAUGUGUUAUCAGCAGGCGUUGUCUUCAGGGGAGUGUAUCUGGUGACCGCGAAAUCAGAUUGUAUACAAUUAAUGAAUUAUAAACAUUAAAUGAACUAGAUUUUUUUUAGACGGGAGACCCUCUCUUCCAUAUAAAAAAAUGAAAUGAUGCAAAUUCAGUCUAAGUUGAGUCGUUUGAUGACAGAAUUGUCUUUGUCCAAAGUGAAUGAGAGUUGUGUGUGUGUACACUGAUGACAAGACUUCUUUGGAGAGUAGUUAAAGAAUACUUGCUGGCUUGUUGAUUAAUCACUUCAUAAUGUGGCAAGUUUGUAUUGCGAUUCUUGUAAGAUAGCAUUAAGGAUUAAGAACUAAGUCGUAAAUGUGGCAACAGAUUUAGAUAUACAGGUUCUAAAUUGAAAUUUUUAGGUUCACAUUCUAAGAGAUUGCCUUUAUUGUGUAUAUUGGGGGAAAAUGAUAAAUGGGCCAGUUUUUUAGGGGCAUGUUGAGAAGUGUUUCACUGCAAAAUUGUCUGAACUUUUCCCUAUCAUCUUCAUAUGAAUUGAAUCACAUUUUCUAAAAGAUUUCUGAUAUUGUUGAAAUCACUGAAUUUCCUAAUCAUGAAAAUAAUAUUAAACUUUUGCAAGAAUAAAGUACCUACCGCGAAUUAGAUUAUACAUAUACCCCCCCCCUUUCCUUGACAAAACACCGGUCAAGACUUGCACCUGUGUUUAACGUGUAAAAAUGUUGGCUAGCGGUUAAUGUUAAUAGUGAGGUUUAUAACGAUAUAUGUGUAUUCUGGUCCCACGACCUGGCCUAUGAUUUUUGUUCGAUAAGCCUGUAUUGGCAUUGCUAGAUGGAAAAAAAUACAACUAUAUGCAUGAUUUAAGAGAAAAUAAUAGACUUGCUUGCAGCAGUGUAUGGUUCUCCGUGUAAAGCCAAGACGUGUACAUAGCUAGAGGAACUGUACCAGAGGUAAUGAGACGGACGUACCUUUGAAACGUUUGUAGGAAUGGACAGUUGUAAGGCAAACUCUAACGCAGGAGAAAAAGUCUUACACACGAUGCUGAUUUAUCCAGGUUUUGAUUUAUUAUUUCAGUGUAGCUCGAGUGGGCGGAUAUUAGCAGAUUAAGAUUUUGUGUAAAAGGACAAAAUAUACAACACAGACGUAAGUUCUCCUGGCCCUUGAAGGUUAGUGUGAAUACAUGUAUUUUGGAAUGGAUUUAGUUGUGGUCAAGAUAGCAACGUAGCGUUAAUUUUAACGUUUGAUAUGGUUCCUAUGAAUCGUGAUGGCUAAAUUGGCUAUGCAGAAUUAGAAACGGAUUCGGUGCGUAUUGAUCACUAGAAUAGGAUCCCUUUUUCUUUUUUGAUCAGUUGUUUGGUUUUUUUGGGGGGUAGUUUGUCAAUACAUAACUUAGUGAUGGAAGCAAAACGCAACUUGUUUGAGAUUUAUAAGUUCGGUUCGAGGAAUGGCGAAAACGGCUCUGGAACUCAAAGACUAAUUAGGGAAAGGGGCAUUAGCUGUAUGAAAGACUGACUAAAUGUACAUGUGCAUUGGCUGAGUUAGGGUUAGUAGUUAAUUGGUUGUCAGAAACAGCGCACCUGUAUUCACCCGUCGUGUCAGGUUUUUAAUUCUUUAGAAUCAGGGUCUCCAAUUAAUCCAUUCAAGCUGGUCAGAAUCGGACUCGACCAAUACAAGGUACCUGGAAACAAAAUUAUCACAUAAUUAAAAGUAUCCUUGUCACGGCAGAGGUACAUUCUUGCAUUGGUUAGUUUGUUGCGUUCUAUGGGAAAAAAGUGACAAGAUGAGAUUGAAGUGAUUGAUCGUCGGUGUCCGUCCCUCUGCAGUCUUCAUCGCUUUUUGUCAACUUUCAAGAUGCUUAUUUCAGCUCAUAGUUUCUCAUGUGUCCGGAGAUUCCGUGGGUACAAAAAAAUUACGAAACGCACAACUUCCGUUAUAUUGUAAAUUAAAAUAUAGCUUCAGGGUUUUACGUUCCACAUUUGCGUUGCAUAGUGGUCCAGAGCAGUCACUUCCCUCUGUGCAGUGCUGUGCAAGAGUGUCUGCUCUGCAAAUACUUAUUGCUUUAGAAACCGACACGUGACUACUAGUAGGUACGUUGCAUGAAGUUUGUUCUCACUCGUCAAUGGACUUUAACUGCGUAGACCUUUUUCACCCACGAAUAAAUGUAAACAAUACCACCACGUGUGGACCGCCUUGGCCACGGUGAUCGCACCUAAUUCCUACGGGCAGCUUCAACCACGUGCAAGCGCACGUGCAAACGCUGAAUGCUUGACUACUUUAUCUUGAAUAGAUAGAUUACCAUCGCAACAUUAUGCACUCAUAACCAUUACAACACAUCGCAGUCCAGUACGAUCGUGACAUCACUGGAAAAAGGUGUAUACGUUCCUAGAGAAUGCGUUGAUUGUCGAGUUUACACCAUUCGAACCUUAUUCAUGUUGGGGCCAAAUUCAUAAAGAUGCCGUCUUUCUGUAAUCACAUUUGUGGAAAACAAUCGUCGGCUGGACUCCGUUAACAGUCAACUGCAAGUACAGAACCGGUUUUACCUUUUAUUUCUGUGACUUGCUUCCCAAAUGUAUUAAUUACCGGUACGUUGAUAUAUUAAUUUGUCUUAUGCAAGUGUUUUGUCGGAUUUAAGGGUAUGAAGUUUGGUUACUCACUCUUGAUCAGCUGUGCUGAUCAUGCUUAAAACUUAUCAACGAGGCUCUCAGUUUAGGUGUAUUCCUGUUUUUCUAUUAAAAGCGCUUGUAAGUAAUCUUCCAAAUAAGUGAUUAUGAGAUCACUUUAACCGUUACCGUAUCGUUCGGUAAUUAAGACGACAUGGAAUUCUGGAACUUCAUCCUUUGGGAUUUGAGAAUUUUCCUUGCCACUUUUCCCCUAUGAUUCGAGGUAACACCUGACUGAAUUUUACGCCAAUCGGCUUGCGUGCAUAUUGCUCCUGAUACGCCAGUUAAUGUGUAAUAAUGACUAUAUGCUACAAGUAUUGCCAAGUAUCGGAGGCAAUAAUGUGUCGGAGUUUGGUGUUGCAACGGCAUUUAUUGGCUUCCGUUCCGGCUUUGAUAACCAUCAUUUUGAGUGGCUGCUGCUAGUUGGAUUGCAGGUUGAAAAAAAAAACGACUAAAUUCACAAGAGUUAGCGUCGAGCCUCAUGAAUAUUCCUUCUGUGCAGAGGAUGUACAAAAUAUUAUGUGAAUGUUUGUAUAGUUUGGUUUAGAAAAUUGAUUUAAAGACGGAAGUAGGGUUUCUUUUUCAUUAUUUAAAUGGGCGACUGUAGCUGCUACAAUUAUGCUAAAUUUUGUAAAGUGAAAUUAAAAAGUACGGUGUCCUUUCUUGACAACGAAAGGUGCUUUGGUGUGCAGCAUGUAGAUUGAAAAUAGAUCCCUUCAAAUAAAUGCAUUCUUAGGUCUUCAAAAGAUAACAAGCUGUUGUGAUUUCUUAGUGUGGCUGACAGGUUUUCUGACUUAUAACCAUCCUCUCUAGAGCCGAGCAGUCACAUUUAUAGCGAGAACAGUAAUAGUUGGGUUAAAUGUGAUAUUUUGUCGUUUGCCAUAUGUUGUAACUGAAUAAAAGGAAAAGCUGUGUUGAGCGUUGCAUUGCCUUUGGAACAUGCCGCAAAAAAGUUGUUGAUGCCACUAGAGGUACGGCUAGAACUAAAAAUCCGCUUUUGCUCCCCUGUUUUAAUCCAGGGUUGCUCUUUUGCUCUCGUGUUUUGGCUUUUCUUGGGUUCAAGGUGAAUGUAAAGCUAGCUUAUAGGAAACCCUUACAACGAGAAUACUUGUCAAGAGUUUUAAUCAAGUAUCAUAACUUUCGUUCAUAAGAAGAAUAUUCAACUUUGCCAAUCUAAGAUCGGGCAUUUUUGAAAGAUGUAAUAUAGAUAAUAAACCAGAUAAUGUUAUUAAUUUUUAUUGGUAAAUAUUGUUGCAUUUAAAGAUGUUAAGGUUUGCGGUACAUAAUAUUCGUUAAAUGGAGGCUAGUUGAAUUCAAUAAAAGCUUGGCUUAACAUUAACUAAUA
This is a messenger RNA of Acanthaster planci (crown-of-thorns starfish), 10218 nucleotides long. RefSeq names its product disco-interacting protein 2 homolog C-like. The record is from RefSeq and is a predicted model, not a curated record. NCBI's taxonomy places the organism in Eukaryota, Metazoa, Echinodermata, Asteroidea, Valvatida, Acanthasteridae.